ACAUUUGUUUAUAUGGGUUACUGGGAACACAAUUCCGGAGACGUUAGCAAGGUUGUUAAGAUUUGUUGAAAUUAAAAAUUAAGAUUUUAUUUAACGCUUGUUAAUAAUGCCUGCUGUUUUGUUAACAGAAUCCGUUGUUGCAGAUUUAAGCGCUGUUAUAUUUUUAGCUGGAGAAGUUUGGCAAGAAGAUACAAAGUUAUAUCAACCAUAUGAAGUUGAACAGAUUCUUUUACCUGAUAAUGCUGCUUGUUUAAGUGUUAAGGCAUUUUUAAGAAUGUGUGAUUUAAGCUUUCAAGUUGAGAUGAGAACAAAUGCUGAAAGCAUGUCACCAUCAGGAAAUGUUCCAUUCAUACGAUCUGGUAAAUUUGUUGUUGCAGAUGUAGAACCCAUAAUUAAUUUUGUCCAAACAAAGGGUAAAAGUCUAAGUAAUCAUCUUGACAAUGCUGAGAAAGCUGAUAUGAAAGCAUAUAUAUCACUAGUGAACAUUGUCCUUCAUAAUGCUGAGCUUUUUGUUUCUUGGUGUGAUAAAACCACAUUACAAGAAGUGACAAAACCUCGAUUUUCCUCCUCUCUUCCAUGGCCUGUGAACCACUUUCUUGUCUGGCAAACCAAAUGGCAAGUACAAAAGAAGCUAAAAUCGGCUGAUUGGCAUACUAAGUCUUUAGAAGAUGUCUAUGAAAUGGUUGAUAAUUGCUGUUAUGCUCUUUCUGAAAGACUUGGAACUCAGAAAUACUUUUUUGGAGAGAGUCCAACAGAAUUAGAUGCCAUUGUUUUUGGACAUUUAUUUGCAAUACUAACCACUCCACUGCCAGAUAACCGACUGUGCUCCAUUUUGAGAGAAUAUCAAAACUUGGUUGACCUCUGUCAAAGAAUUGAUGUGGAUUAUUUCCAAAAGCAAGCAGACGAUGAUAUAGAAAUCGAAAAUAUUGAGUUGAUCAGCUAGUGACUAUGUUGCAUUUAUUGAAUUAGCUAAUAUUAUUUUCUAAAUUUUUCUGUUCUAGAUCUGAUUAUGUCUAUUCUCGAAAUGUGCUAAAAUAGUAAGGUAAUAGAUUUUUUUAUAAAAGCAUUUUUGGUUACUGCAGUAUUACCAUAAAUUGCAUUUAUGUAAAGUUUUACACCUUUUACAGCUCUUCUUUAAGUGAUAAACAUUAUUUUUCUUCCUGUAGAUAAAAUAUCAAAUUUUUAUACCUUAUAUAUGAAACAUUUAUUAACAUUUUUCAUUUAUUAAACUUGAGAGAAUAUCCAUACCAAAGCUGAUUACUUUGUUUCAAAUAAAAGUUCAUUAUAGUGUUGCGUUUGUAUAAUUUCUAUAUGUAUAAUUUCUGAUGACAAUUUUAAAACCC
Argiope bruennichi is the source of this 1343-nucleotide messenger RNA. Its product is annotated as metaxin-2-like. Lineage: Eukaryota; Metazoa; Arthropoda; Arachnida; Araneae; Araneidae. Gene Ontology annotation, cellular component: SAM complex. The coding region runs from base 107 to 943 and encodes 278 amino acids. The transcript has 9 exons. Gene Ontology annotation, biological process: mitochondrion organization. The record is from RefSeq and is a predicted model, not a curated record.